GGCAUCCGAACAGCAUCAUCUGAAAUAUCGAAGAGGCGCGGAAGCAAGUUUGUUUGUUGGGGGUCACAAGUCACAACAACAAUGCCUAAGCAGAUCCACGAGAUUAAGGAUUUCCUUCUGACGGCGCGGAGGAAGGAUGCACGGUCGGUGAAAAUCAAGAGGAGCAGGGACGUUGUUAAGUUCAAGGUGCGAUGCUCCAAGUAUUUGUACACACUUUGUGUCUUUGACCCUGAGAAAGCUGAUAAAUUGAAGCAAUCCCUUCCUCCUGGUUUGAGCGUUCAAGAUCUUUAAACAACCGUUUCUUUUCUCUGUAUUUCCUUCUCUAGCUUCUGUUACUUGGUCUUGUAUUUUGAUAAUUGCUACGAGGACAUGAUUGUUUUUCAUUUAUUAUGAAAUGUGAGACUUUGAUUUUCAGCGCUGUGGAAUUACACAUAAAUUUCUCUCCUACUUUAUACUAUCAAAUGUGGCCUUUUCUGUGA
Messenger RNA from Gastrolobium bilobum, 479 nucleotides. Its product is annotated as large ribosomal subunit protein eL38z/eL38y-like. Lineage: Eukaryota; Viridiplantae; Streptophyta; Magnoliopsida; Fabales; Fabaceae. The transcript has 2 exons. Gene Ontology annotation, molecular function: structural constituent of ribosome. Bases 82 to 291 code for a protein of 69 amino acids. The record is from RefSeq and is a predicted model, not a curated record. Gene Ontology annotation, cellular component: ribosome; cytosolic large ribosomal subunit. Gene Ontology annotation, biological process: protein-RNA complex assembly; translation.